GGUUUUUGCGCGAGCGAGCGAGCGCACGUUUACGUUUGGCGUGCAUUGGAAAUCAAAUUACAUCGUUGUCUCGAGCGAUUUUUUUUCUUCUCGUCUCUCCGUACAUCUUCGUUCUAUUCGAACGCAAUUGAAUGCAGCUUUUCGUGCAAUGGGCAGUGACAUUGAAAAAAAAGUUGUGUACAGCAUAGAACUACAAUUGUCUUCGCAUUCUCUAUCCGUUUUUGGUUUCGCGUUCCCGUUACUCUCACAUUCAGUUUGCACAACAGCACCGAGAUAGUACACGUCACACAAUUACUGAUAUACUAUAUUCCAUCCAUAUUUAAUGCCGCCCAAGUUAUCGUAUUCGUCUAAUUGAACCACACCAUACACGAUACUAUAUCGUACGUCACACACACUCGCCGUUUCCAAAUGUAUUCAUUUUUCAAACGAAUUUAAUUAUACGCGGCUACUCGAACGCUUCGAUUGGUUUGCAUAAAUCGUGUGAUUUUUUUUUUUGCUGGUUCGGUUUUUCGUGUAGGGACUUUAAUGAGCACAAUAUUUCUAAAAAAAGAUUGUAAUAGAACCCCCAAUAUACUCUAUUUAAUUUGGCGUGCAAAAAACAACAACGCAUAAGCUCAACACUUAACGAUGAUAGCUCAAGUUUUCAUCAUUCGACCAGAGCGCAAUUUAUUUUGAUUCGAUCUUAUCGAAACCAGCAAGCAUCAAACUAUCAAUUAAAAAAAAACAUAUAUAUAUAAUUCGCAAUUGUAUAUUUUCUCUGCAUAAAUUUGAAUAUUUCGUGAAAUUAAAAGUGAACCGAACGAAAGAGAAGAAAUGAAAAUCAGCGAGAGACGGCAAUUUGAGGUUAGACUCAUGGUAACACACAGGGCGCAUAUGUGUUGUUCCGAUAUAAUUGGCGCUGUUCUCUUAGAUAUACACAGUAUAGGACCAUCUGUGUGUGCACGCAGCGAACACCCAUACACACACGCACGCACACAUACGGACACCUAUACACACUCACUCAACAAAUGAAUUGUGGUUCAUUUUUAUGCUGUUUGUUUUCGUUGUUGAUCGAUCGAAAGCGUGUUUCAAUUGGCGUCACUCUUUGAUUUUGUUGUUGCUUACCAUUUUGAUAUUACUUUGGGCAAGACUGUACACUAAAUAUAUUUACAUUUAUUAAAGGCCUAAACAAAAAAAAAGAUCUAAUUUAAAAACAAAAACCAAAAUCAGCAACAACACCUACUAAAUAAAAAAAAAACGAAUCAACUUUUUGACAUUUAAACACAACAACUAAAAAAAAUCGCUUACGAAAUUUUUUCUUUUGAAAAAAAUUCAUCAAGUUAAAUAAAAACGUUAAAUAAAACUAAAAAAAAGAAUUAUAAUCAACAACAACAACAAAAACCAAAAUCAGUUACUGUGUGCAAAUUUACAAAAAAAAAGAUAACGAAAGAGAUUAAAAUUGACAAAUUGUUUUAGUUUUAUAUAUAUAUACAUUGAUUUUAAUUUUUUUGUUCGUUCGUUCAUUCUUGGCAACAGGGAAAUUCUAACGCAAUUAUUUUACAAAUUUUAUUAGAUUACAUAGCAACUAAAAGAAAAGUUAAAAAAUACACACACACACACAAGUUAAAAGCAAAGGAGAAAGCAACCAACCAAUAAAUAUUUUUAAUUGAUAAUAACUAGUUAAAACAUUUAAAACAAAUAAACUGCAACAGCAACAACGUAUUAAGUGGAGAAAGAACGGAGACGGAGUUACACUACUAAUAAAUACAACAUCCUAAUAUCGUAUCAGACAUCUACUCUGAACACAAACACAAAACAAAAAAACUAUACUAUUUUUUAUGAUUUUUAUUUUUUGGUCGUAAAUUGUUGGACUUGUAUAGUAUUUAGUCAUUUAUUGAUAUACAAACAUUAAACACAACAACAAAUCCUACAAAAAAGCAUUCAAACCAAGACACAAUAGACUUUUGACAAAACAACAUUAAAAAAAACUCACGGGAUAAAUUCAACUAAAUCUGUAAAGUUAAAUCUAAUAAACAAAAUAAUCACGCGUGCACGCGGUAUUUUUUCCUCUUCGAUUGAAAGUUGCUUGAUAAGUUUCGCGGUACAAUUCGUUGAUUGCGUUAAUCGUGUGAUUCGAACAACAACAACAACAACCACACACAUUACCUUUCGGGACGAGACUGUAUCUGUCUGAAACAUUGGAUUGAGCAAUGGCAUCGGCUGAUAUUUUUAGCAGUGUCGCAGCAACGGCAGUGCCACCAGCUACAAUUACAACCACUGAAGCAACGCUGACCGCACUCAUCGAAACCACCGUUGAACCGUUGACCAUCAACGAUAUCAAGAUGUUUGAAUCGUUGGAUCUGGACUCGUCGGGCAGCAGUGGCAUUGGCAACAGUAACGAAGCCAUCAUCGAAGGUUCAUUGGAUGAAACCGAUUCGUUGCUGGAAGAGCCCAAUCAAUGCUGCAAGAUUUGCAAGGAGAAGUUUCGUUCGCCACGUGUUUUGUCAUGCUUGCACGUGUUCUGCGAAGAAUGCAUCGACGGUUUGAUCGAGGAGAACGAGGAUCCAUUGACAUCCAACACCUCAAUCGAAUGUCCGGAAUGUAAUCAAACGAUGGUCGUCACCGGAAAGGCUGCAACUCUUUCGCCGGACUAUGUGUUGACCAACAUUUUGGAUUUGUCAUCGAUGGAACCGGGCGCAUUGCAAUGUACAUCAUGCAAAAGCGCUGAAACGGCCAUCUCGCGUUGCAAUGAUUGUGCAAAUUUCCUGUGCGCCAGCUGUGACAACGCCCAUAAGUACAUGCGCUGCUUUGAAAACCAUCAUGUUGUCAUCUUGGACAAGCUACGCAGUUCCGAUGAAAAGGUUGCAAUCCACAAACCAAUCUUCUGUGCCACGCACAACAGCGAAAAUCUCAAGUAUUAUUGCUUCAAAUGUCAAGUGCCCGUUUGUAAUGAUUGUGUGGUGGGCGAGCACAAGGGUGCCGAACAUCACUAUGAAUUGAUUGGCGAAGCGGAAAAACUCAUGCGCACCGACAUUGAAGAGCUUAUGACUAAGGCCAAAAGUAAAAUUAAUUACUGUGAUGAUGCAUCGACCAGCCUGGGAAAUGCAUUGACUGAACUACAAAAUCAACAUGACACCGCUCAUUCAACGAUCACCGACACGUACAAACGUUGCAAGAAAAUCUUGGACGAAUGUCGUGACCAAUCGCUCAAAGAUUUGGAUCGAUUGCAUUCCGAACGUGAGCUUAAAAUCAUGGAUUUGAUGCACAACGUGGAAAAAAGUGUGGAAAAAACGGAGGCCGCCUGUAAAUUUACCAACAAAUUAUUGCAGGCGUCCAAUGCGACCGAAUUUUUGUGCAUGAAAAAAAUGAUUGGCGCCCAAUUUUUGCAAUUGAUUUCGGACACACCAAAAGCCGAUGUUCAUUUCUCAUUGGAAUUCGACUCGAAAGUGGAGAAAUUCGAGCAAUUGGCAUCGGAUGCUUUUGGCAAGUUUCGCACUGAAUCGACACCACCAAGUCCCAAAGAAAGUACACCGCCGCCAACGCUUCCAGGUCUACCACCGACAUUGAAUAAGUCAAACAUUCCUUGCAAUAGCUCGCAGAGCGCUCUAACCGGUUCGGUUACGGCCAGCAGCCCAAUUUCGAUGCCAACAUCGAUGCAGUCAUCGUUCGAUGGUGAUAUGUCGACCAUGGGCGCCAGUUUCUUGAUUCCACCGAGCGCACUCACACCGGACACCAUUGCCGUACAACCGCCAACGGCCGCCAGCAAUCACGUUCAAUCGAACGGUGCGAUCGCUUCGUCGGCUGUCAAUCAAAAUGGCGGCUCAGUAUUGUUGAACACAAGUAUUGCCGAAUACAAUUUGCACCGUUUGGCUAAUUUAGCCGAAUCAACUGACAUUCCCGAUGGUAUCGCGCCACCGUCUCAACCUAGUCCAGCUCCACAAUUCACUUUGGCAGAUCUCAUCUCAAAUGAACGAGCAUUUAACAAUAACUUACAAGCAUUGUGCAAACUUGGCAACUUCAACAACAACGAAAUGAGUACAAACGCCAUACCAAACCAUCGACCAGAUAGCGUGUCUUUGCUAACGGAUUAUUCGAUGCCAUCGUCAACAUCACCAGUUGGUACGAUUGCUUCGCUCAACGAAAAUAUGAACGGUUUGAAUGGCCUGAAUGGAAUCAACGGAAUCAACGGCAUGAACGGCAUUAAUGGCAUCAACGGUCAUGGUCUGAACUUACACGGAAACAACGUAACGAUUAAUGGACGCAUUAAGGCAACGCCGAUGCACAUUCGAUACAAGUUCGGUAGCCUGGGACCAUCACGCGUUCAAUUCAAUUCACCGCAUGGUUUUUGCUUGGGCGUCGACGAAGAAAUCAUUGUUGCCGACACAAACAAUCAUCGCAUCGAAAUCUUCGAAAAGGACGGCACAUUCAAGAUGCAAUUCGGUGUGCCAGGCAAAGAAGAAGGUCAAUUAUGGUAUCCAAGAAAAGUUGCCGUGAUGCGAUCGAACAGCAAAUUUGUGGUCUGCGACCGGGGCAAUGAACGAUCACGCAUGCAAAUCUUCACCAAAAAUGGUCAUUUCAUCAAGAAAAUUGCCAUACGUUAUAUUGAUAUUGUUGCUGGUUUGGCCGUAUCAAACGAGGGCCAUAUUGUUGCUGUUGACAGUGUAUCUCCGACUGUCUUUGUCAUCUCUGAAGAUGGAGAUUUGGUUCACUGGUUUGAUUGCAGUGAUCACAUGCGUGAACCAUCUGAUAUUGCUAUCAGUGGUACUGAUUUCUACGUGUGCGACUUCAAAGGGCAUUGUGUCGCUGUUUUCGGACAGGAUGGUUCGUUCAAGUAUCGCAUUGGCAAUGAAAAGAUAACAUGCUUUCCAAAUGGCAUCGACAUUUCUGACGCUGGUGACAUUUUGAUCGGUGAUUCACACGGUAACCGCUUCCAUGUAGCUUGCUUCUCGCGCGAAGGUGUUCUGCAGUCAGAGUUCGAAUGUCCACAUGUUAAGGUUUCACGUUGCUGCGGCUUAAAAAUCACAUCCGAAGGCUAUGUGGUCACUUUGGCCAAGAAUAAUCAUCAUGUUUUAGUGUUGAACACCCUCUAUAUCCAGUGAUUCGACGAGUCAAACACAAGCACACACACGCAUCGACAAUAAGUCGCUGAUAAGGAAUACGCUAAAACCAAACUGAUUUAACUGAUCUCUUAGUUAAUUUUAACAAUUUUACGUUUUUUUUUUCUCUCUCAAACCAGGAAGAAAAUAUCAAUUAAGUGAAAAAGAAAGAAAGUAAAAAGUAACAGUAGUAAUUUUACAAAAACAACACUCAUCCACUCACAAACACAUACACACAUGAAAAGAAAGAAGAAAAAAAAAUGAAAUAGUCAAAACAAAGAGAGCAAGAACACUAAUUCAAGCAAAAUGAAAACGAAAACGAAAAAGAAAUCCAAAAUGAACAUCAGUUGCAAAAUGGUAAAAGCAAAAGCCAAGCACGCUAACUCAGUAUCAAGCGAUAGAUUAAUUUUGUUCAAGACAAAGAAGCAAAUCUCCAUCGAUUAAUGUGUUCGUCAGAAGAAGAAAAUAGAAGAAAAAAAAAGAAUUUUUUUUUGUUGUUGUUGCAUGGCGACAUCAUUUUUAUCCAACUCUAUUAUUAUUAUUAUUAUUAUUUUUUUAGGGAUUUAAAAAACAGAAAAACCACAAAAAAAACAUUUUACGAAGAUUUAUUUUUUUGUACUAGUUACAUUAGUGUGCACCCGACCUUUGAAUUUCACUCUGCAUUUGUUAUAAAUCUAUCUAAUCAUAUACAUCUAUAUAUCUCGUCUUUAAGUAGGGAAACAAAGAAAAUAACACAUCCACACAGCAACAAGUGAAAUGAAUUUCUCGUGCAUCGCCAAAAUCGAAUUCAGUUGAUCGACAGAUCGAUAUAUAUACUUGCGUUCAAUGUAUUUUUUCUUAAACUUAAGAUAUUUUUUUUUUAAUGUUUUCUGUUUACUAUUUUUUUUAUUUUGUUUUUCUUAACAAUGUUCACGUAUUUUUCUUUAAA
This is a messenger RNA of Sitodiplosis mosellana (orange wheat blossom midge), 6003 nucleotides long. RefSeq names its product brain tumor protein (gene mei-P26). Gene Ontology annotation, biological process: positive regulation of DNA-templated transcription. The transcript is spliced from 8 exons. Gene Ontology annotation, molecular function: ubiquitin-protein transferase activity; zinc ion binding; protein binding. Gene Ontology annotation, cellular component: nucleoplasm; chromatin. The record is from RefSeq and is a predicted model, not a curated record. NCBI's taxonomy places the organism in Eukaryota, Metazoa, Arthropoda, Insecta, Diptera, Cecidomyiidae. The coding region runs from base 2190 to 5078 and encodes 962 amino acids.